Mytilus trossulus (common blue mussel) is the source of this 1591-nucleotide messenger RNA. Its product is annotated as protein jagged-1-like. The transcript has 4 exons. The record is from RefSeq and is a predicted model, not a curated record. Gene Ontology annotation, molecular function: chitin binding. Bases 18 to 1034 code for a protein of 338 amino acids. Lineage: Eukaryota; Metazoa; Mollusca; Bivalvia; Mytilida; Mytilidae. Gene Ontology annotation, cellular component: extracellular region.
UUAAAACAUUAUACAAAAUGCUGUCAUUAAGUAGCGUUUUAGUUUUAUUCAUCAUUGGUUUAGUCAGUUCUGAUCUAUGUUCCAGCACAAGAACUGAUAUUCAAAAUGUAAACAUCGGCAUAACAAAGCUAGAUUUGGACAAUUAUAGAGAUAUCGAUCAAACAAUUUUGGAAAUGAAACAUGCAACGGUUCGGUUGGAACAAAAAAUGCACAAAAUAUAUACAGUGUCAUGUCCAAUGGAGCCUUGUCUGAAUGGGGGAACAUGCGUAAAUGACACAUGUCUAUGUAACGAUGGCUUUGCCGGAUCAAAAUGUGAAAUAGAUGUUAACAAAACAUGUCAAUGCGACAGCAACACACUUAUACCACACCCAAAUAAAUGCCAGCUCUACUAUAACUGUAGUCAAGCGGUGUCUCCCCUUCCAACAGAAAACAGACUUUAUCCACACAUUCCGCAAGUUUUAAGACCUGCCUACCUGCACGAAUGUUCCUACCCAAAACUUUUCUCAACCACAAUUAUGUCCUGUCAGAAUUAUAAAGACGUAAAUUGUGGGUCUAGACACGAAACCAAAAAUAAAUGUGACUACCUCACGGUAAGCUAUAAUUGUCUCGGAGCUUGUAAAGACUGCAUUUAUUUCACACCUAAUUGUAUUGGAUUCACAGACGGGAUAUACAGAAAUAAAUAUGUUUCGCCACCUGGAGAGAUAUAUUUUGAAUGUCGAGACGAAAGAAAUAUUUAUGGUGGUCCAAAUCCCUGUACAGCCAAUAUGGCACCUCACCAUGGCAAUUGCAGGGACUUAUAUGAAAUACCAUCAUCCUAUUGGGGAGUUGGAUAUGGUGUUGACUGCACCGGAAGACCAAAUGGUAACUAUAAAAGUGAACGGAUGGCAAAGUGUGAUAUCUACUACACUUGUGUGAAUGGAAACUCAACGCUAUCACACUGUGAUUCGGGAAAAGUUUUUGAUUUAAAAUCUGCAUUCUGCCAAAAUCCAGCAAAUGCAUGCAACCCAUGCGGAACCGUAUAUAACGGCUGUUAACGAAAACUCCAAGAUAAUUGUAAAGAAUGAGCUAGUUUUCCGUGAUUAUAAUAUUUUUAGAAUAUAAAGAUAAUUUUCUCUGCUUUGUUUUGAAAAUAUAACUACAUACGGCAGUAUUUUUUUUCUCGGGGUUAAGAAACAACUCAGAAAAUUCUGCAAUAUUUGAAUCCGAGCAAGACACAAGAGUAAUUCGGCUUUUCAGAAUCUAAAGAAUCAUGGGUAAUUUCAUUGUUCGUACCCCAAAAUGAAAAUAACGUCACGUCAUUGGUUGAAUUUCAAUUGUUUUUGACAUUUUUAACCAAUCACGACGUUUUGGUGUACACUUUUGAAAAUAUUUCCCAGGAUGCAUCAGAUUCUGAAACGGCGAAUUACUUUGUUAAUAGAGUGCUGGCAAGUUGUUUUCUGUUAAGUUAUUAGUGAUUCGACAAUUCACAAUCUAAAUUGCUAUGAGAACUUUCAAUGUUCGCACACCAAAAUAUAAAACUCCAUCAUCUUUUUUUGUUAUUCAGAAUAAUAUCUACAAAUCACAAUGUUCUUGUGUAUAUUUUUGAUAAAAA